AUGGAAACCGGUGAUGAGAUGAGAAAUCAUUGUUUCCUCAUCUGCCGUCAGCCAUCCCGUCUGAAUCAAGGCUGGGAGGUUGAUCAAGCCAUGAACAUCCUUGGCACCCAGCUGUCAUGGCAAGUCAACGCGCAAUGUUGGAGAUUCAUGGGGAAGGAGCAUCAGUUGUUCCCAUUCCCGGUUCUUGUUGGCGGCGCGUUCGACGGCGUCCAUGGCCUGCAUCACGCACUGGGGCGGUAUCCCGGUCGCAAGGGUCUGCAUCUUGAUGACGCCGAGUCGAACACGGACUGA
This is a messenger RNA of Drechmeria coniospora, 291 nucleotides long. RefSeq lists its product as uncharacterized. The record is from RefSeq and is a predicted model, not a curated record. Bases 1 to 291 code for a protein of 96 amino acids. Lineage: Eukaryota; Fungi; Ascomycota; Sordariomycetes; Hypocreales; Ophiocordycipitaceae. The transcript has a single exon.